Messenger RNA from Phragmites australis (common reed), 1828 nucleotides. RefSeq names its product protein PLASTID TRANSCRIPTIONALLY ACTIVE 16, chloroplastic-like. The transcript is spliced from 4 exons. Lineage: Eukaryota; Viridiplantae; Streptophyta; Magnoliopsida; Poales; Poaceae. The record is from RefSeq and is a predicted model, not a curated record. The coding region runs from base 109 to 1608 and encodes 499 amino acids.
CCCAAUCCAAACAAAGCCACCCCACGCGCGUGCCAGCCAUCUCCACCCUUUCCUCAUCCCACGGCACCAAUGCCCACCACCUGUUCGACCACCUGACGCCUGCGCCCCAUGGCUCCCGCGCUCACCUCCAACCCCCCUUCCUUCCGCCCCCUCUCCACCCCACUCCGCCGCCGCGCCGCCACCAUUCUCUGCCGCGUCGGCAAGCCCAGCAAGGACUCCGGGGCGGAUGACGACGCCGCCAAGAAGCCGUCCGUCCUCUUCGCGGACUUCCGCAAGCUGACGGACGCCAAGGCGCUGAUACCGGCGUUCCCCUCGCCAGCGGCGGGGUCGCUGUUCGCCGGAGGGAGGGGGAGGAAGGACCCGCAGACGGUGUUCGUUGCGGGCGCCACGGGGCAGGCUGGGGUCCGUAUCGCUCAGACGCUGCUGCGACAGGGGUUCGCCGUGCGCGCUGGCGUCCCGGACCUGGCGUCCGCGCAGGAGCUGGCGCGGCUCGCUGCCGCGUACCGUCUCAUAUCCCCUGCGGAGGCGCGCCGGCUGAACGCGGUUGAGUCAGACUUUGACGAUCCUGAGGCGAUCGCCAAGUCCAUCGGACCCGCUGCCAAGGUGGUAGUGACCGUCGGCUCGGCCGAGAAGGGGCCAGAAGGCGGGGGCUUCACCACGGACGACGCGCUCCGGGUGGUGCAGGCUGCGGACCUCGCCAGCGUGGCUCACGUCGUGGUCGUGUACGACGAGAGCGUCAGCGGCCUCGGCGGCGGUGGGUCCACGUACAAUGUGCUCGACGGCUUCACGUCCUUCUUCUCGAACCUCUUCUCGCGUGUGCAGACGCUGACGCUGAGCGAGUUCUUGGCCAAGGUGGUGGAGACGGAUGUCAGGUAUACACUCGUCAAGGCUUCACUCACUGACGACUACAGCCCUGAGAGCUCCUACGCCUUGGUCCUGGCCAAGGAGGGCGCAUCGCAUAGCACGACUUCCCCUACUGAUACCGGCAAGGUGUCAAAGUUGCAGAUUGCUGCCCUUGUGGCUGAUGUCUUCUCCAAUGUGGCAGUCGCCGAGAACAAGGUUGUUGAAGUUUCAACUAGCUCAUCAGCAACAUCCAAGCCCAUAGCAGAGGCUUUCACAGCUAUCCCUGAAGACAGAAGAAGAAAGGAGUACCAAGAAGCUGCAGCAAAAGCACAGGCAGAAGAGGAGGCCCUAGCCUCACAACGAGCUAGCAAAGCAGAAGAGGCUGCCAGUAAGCUCGAAGCCGAGGGGAAGAAAGCACCCUCAGACGAGACUGCUGCAAACGUGGUGAACGAGGCCCAAGCCUCUCUCGAAAACCUCCUGAGCAGAGCCAAAGGGCUUAGCACGGACUUCUCCUUGGAGAAGUUCAGCACGCAGCUUGCAGAAGCGACGGCUACUUGGAACUCUGUGGAGAAGGAACCAAAGGCACAGAUCGCCACGGUGCAAGGCCAGGCGAAGGCAAAGAAGCUGGCACCACAGAGGGCCGUCGUGAAGCCAGCGGCGCAGAAGGUGAAGCCACAACCAAAGCAGCCGGAUACCAAGCCAGAAGUGAGGCCAGUGUUCGGCGGCCUCUUCAAGCAAGAAACAGUAUACGUGGACGAUGACUGAGCGAAGGAACCAGCUAAUCCUCUUGUACGUGAUUUUUGUCCAAGGCUUUGGUAUGUUCUUGGAAUGUGAAUGAGUAAGGUUGUACAAAAUUGGCUGUAACAACGCUUGUCUCUGUGGAGUGUCGAUGAAUGAUUUACCCCCAUUUCAUUGUGCAGAACUUGUUCCCUGACCUCAUAGUUUUCCGGAAAGGCCAAAUCUUAUAAUGCUUCUUGUAACACUA